Messenger RNA from Leguminivora glycinivorella, 888 nucleotides. RefSeq lists its product as uncharacterized. Bases 1 to 888 code for a protein of 295 amino acids. Gene Ontology annotation, biological process: proteolysis. Gene Ontology annotation, molecular function: serine-type endopeptidase activity. The record is from RefSeq and is a predicted model, not a curated record. The transcript is spliced from 8 exons. NCBI's taxonomy places the organism in Eukaryota, Metazoa, Arthropoda, Insecta, Lepidoptera, Tortricidae.
AUGCGGUACAGCAUCACAGGAGCUGUGCUCAUACACCCGGAAUAUGCGCUUGCGUCGGCAGAGGACAUGGCUAAAAUUGAGAGGGAUAUUGUCAGGAAUAGCACAUACUUCAUAGUAUGGUACAGUUCUACUGUGAAAUACACCAUGGGUGUCGCGGAUUACAAGCUGAACGACGAAUAUGAGACUAUGACGUACGCUACCACAGCUCUCGUUAAGAUAAUCAAUGAGCACCAUAGUCUCGGAGACCCAGGUCCAAUAAUGCAAAUAUGCAUGCCGAUAACGGGAACCAGUACCACUUUUGGAAAUAUUUAUGCCAUUAAAGUAACGGAUGAGUACGGAGAUUUCCUGAAAGAAGUAACAACGAUGGACGUCGUUGACGUCAAGAAUUGCGACUUAUAUGACGAUAAAGCCGAGCCAGAGAUGAAGAUGCUGGUCCCAACGUUUCCGAUCUGCGCGUCAGCCCAGGGCGUGCAAGUCACUUGCUUCAUAGACUCAGGCGCUGUGCUUGUGUCUAGAGACUCCAACGAGUAUUGGACCUUGUUGGGUUUCGGAGUCCGAGGUCCGAACUGCGCUGCGCCCGCGCGGUUCAUCUACGUCUUGAGCCAGAUGGAGUGGAUCGAGUCGCAAAUUCCUCAACCCAACACCACACACUUCAUAGUAUGGCACAGCGCCGACCUGAAGUAUUCCAUCGGCGUUGAGGACUACAUCAUGCACCCGGAGUAUGAGGACCGGAAGACUUACGCCACCACCGCGCUGGUCGAGCUCAUGAUUGUGGAGUCCAACCAGGUUGGACACCCAGCUCCAGUCCUGCCUAUCUGUAUGCCCACCAACAGUCACGCUUCUUUUGAAAAGAUCUAUGUUGUAAAAAUGACUACAGGAGGUGAGUAG